AUGUUUCCAAAUUCCAGUACCGGAGGAUACGUAGAAGAAAAUCCCGGUUAUUUGAGUUCUCAACAUCCCGUUUUUGUACCUUCAACAAGAGGAAUCUUAGGCGGUAUAAUUACACCUGAACAUUUUGGUCCUUCUCCAAAUGGUUGGUCACAUCAACAAAGUCCCAGAAGUGAUAAUUAUAAUAAUUCUGGUCAUUUGGUAGCACAACAGAAUUCCAGCAGUCUGGCUAGUCCUUUUUACGAUGGUGGUUUGGAUUUUCAAUUUGGAGAAGGAAGAGAGUGUGUAAAUUGUGGAGCUAUUUCGACUCCUCUCUGGAGAAGAGAUGGAACAGGACAUUAUCUAUGCAAUGCUUGUGGAUUAUACCAUAAAAUGAACGGAAUGAACAGGCCGUUGGUCAAACCUUCUAAAAGGAUGACGGCGACCAAAAGAUUAGGACUUUGUUGUACGAAUUGUGGUACAAGAACGACAACUCUUUGGAGAAGAAAUAAUGAAGGUGAACCGGUAUGCAAUGCUUGCGGAUUAUAUUUUAAAUUGCACGGAAUUAAUCGUCCAUUGGCUAUGAGAAAAGAUGGAAUACAAACGAGAAAACGUAAACCAAAGAAACCUUCAUCGAAUGCAUUUUCAACCGGCGAAGUCACAAUCACAUCUGAAAAACAUAAUGAAUGCGAUCUGUCAAAUAGUUCAGACGGUUGGUAA
This is a messenger RNA of Pediculus humanus corporis (human body louse), 696 nucleotides long. Its product is annotated as transcription factor GATA-4, putative. Bases 1 to 696 code for a protein of 231 amino acids. The record is from RefSeq and is a predicted model, not a curated record. The transcript has 4 exons. Gene Ontology annotation, molecular function: DNA-binding transcription factor activity, RNA polymerase II-specific; zinc ion binding; RNA polymerase II cis-regulatory region sequence-specific DNA binding. NCBI's taxonomy places the organism in Eukaryota, Metazoa, Arthropoda, Insecta, Psocodea, Pediculidae. Gene Ontology annotation, biological process: cell fate commitment; positive regulation of transcription by RNA polymerase II; negative regulation of transcription by RNA polymerase II.